Molecule: messenger RNA, 2358 nt
Organism: Penicillium canariense
Lineage: Eukaryota; Fungi; Ascomycota; Eurotiomycetes; Eurotiales; Aspergillaceae
Gene: bioDA
Product: adenosylmethionine-8-amino-7-oxononanoate aminotransferase
Exons: 5
Coding region: 1-2358 (785 amino acids)
Biological process (GO): biotin biosynthetic process
Cellular component (GO): mitochondrion
Molecular function (GO): ATP binding; dethiobiotin synthase activity; pyridoxal phosphate binding
Source: RefSeq, a predicted model, not a curated record
AUGGCUCCUGCCGGUGCUGGACUUUGGCGCACAUUGCGCGCACACCAGGUGUAUGGUGCCAACACUGACGUCGGGAAGACGAUCGUCUCGACUGUGCUGUGCAACGCGGUCCAGAGGCAGAAACAGAGGGCAGCGUUCUUGAAACCCGUGUCGACAGGGUCCCUAGACGAAGCCGACGAUCGGCACUUGAAGCGGUAUGGCGCUGGAACCCUGACCAAGUGCCUCUACCAGUUCGAUGAGCCGGUGAGCCCGCAUAUCGCAGCGAAAGAGAAGAGCAUUCAAGAUGAUGAUUUGGUCGCAUCCAUCCAUAAGACUCUGUCUGAUUGGGCCCGGACGGACAUCGACUUCGCCCUGGUUGAGACUGCAGGCGGCGUGCACUCCCCAGGCCCCAAUGGAAAUUCCCAAGCGGAUCUCUAUCGGCCACUGCGGCUGCCAAUUGUGCUCGUGGCAGACUCGCGUCUAGGAGGUAUUUCCUCGUCGAUCUCCGCGUAUGAGUCGCUUCUGCUGCGUGGCUACGACAUCCAGUCAGUAUUAUUGUUCCGGGACGAGUAUUACCAGAACCAUGAGUACCUCGGCAACUUCUUCCGCAAUAAGAGUAUUCCCCUGGUUCCAUUGCCAGCGCCUCCUGCAAAGCCAUCUCAGACAGAUGCCAACUCACAGGCGAGAGAUGAAGAAGCUAUGUCUGCCUACUACCAGCAAGUUUCGCAAGAGUCGGAUAUUUUGCGUCUACUUGAAGAGAUGAAUGUCAAGAACACUAAACGCAUUGAACAUUUGGAGGAAAUGGCCGGCCGCGCCCAAGACCUCAUUUGGUACCCGUUUACCCAACACCAGGGCAUGCGCCCUAAGGAUAUCACUGUUAUCGACUCUGCGCACGGUGAUUAUUUCCAGACAUUUGGCUCCGGUCGCACCGAUAACCCAGACAGCGAGCUUCGACCGACCUUUGAUGGCUCAGCCUCUUGGUGGACCCAGGGAUUGGGCCACGGCAACCCCGAAUUGUCCUUGUCAGCAGCCUACGCCGCCGGUCGGUACGGGCAUGUCAUGUUUGCAGGCACAGUACACGAACCGGCACUUUUGCUUGCUGAUAAUCUAUUGAAGACUCUCGACAACCCGCGCUUCACCAAAGUUUUUUACACAGAUAACGGCAGCACAGGCAUGGAAGUUGCCAUAAAGAUGGGUCUCCGUGCUUCUUGUGACCGAUAUGACUGGGAUGCUACCCAGGAGCAGAUAAGUAUUCUGGGACUUAAAGGCAGUUACCACGGCGAUACGAUCGGUGUAAUGGACUGCGCCGAGCCGUCCACCUAUAAUCAGAAGGUUGAAUGGUAUCGCGGCCGUGGCCACUGGUUUGACUUUCCACUGGUCAAGAUGGUUGACGGAACCUGGAAAAUCGAGGUUCCCGCCGAAUUAAAGGCUGAACUGGGUCCAGAUGCUGAGUUUGGCUCGCUGGGCUCUGUGUUUGAUCUAAACACACGCCUGAACACGGAGGCUGGCCAGCGCUAUAAGAAAUAUAUUCGCAAAACCAUCGAGGAUCUGGUACAACGCCACGGAAUGAAAUUCGGCGCUCUCAUUCUGGAGCCUGUUAUCUUGGGUGCCGGUGGAAUGCUUUUCUGUGAUCCUCUUUUCCAACGAUGCCUAACUGAUGUUGUCCGCGACCACCCGGAAUUGUUCUCUCCCAAUGCCUCCUCCCCGAAGGCUGCUCCGUCUUGGUCAGGCCUACCAGUUAUUUUUGACGAGGUUUUUACUGGACUCUACCGGCUCGGACGCCCAACAUCCGCAUCUUUCCUUGAUGUGCACCCCGACAUCGCCGUGAACGCUAAGCUUCUCACUGGCGGACUGAUUCCUCUAUGUGCGACAGUUGCUAGCCAAGAAAUUUUUGAUACCUUUUCGAGCCCUGAGAAGAGUGACGCCCUUCUCCACGGCCACAGCUAUACAGCUCACGCAGUGGGCUGUACCGUUGCAGUCGAUUCGCUGAAAACUAUGUCCGAUAUGGACGGCAAUGGGUCGUGGGAUCAAUUCAAAACAGAUUGGAGUCCCAAGGCCGCAGAUCCCGCAGGUUCAUCAACCCCAGAAGCAUGGAGUGUUUGGUCACAGCGUCUUCUGCAAGACCUUUCUUGUGCUGAGUCGGUAGAGAGCGUAUUUGCGAUCGGUACUGUUCUCAGCAUCUCGCUGCGUGAUGCUCAAGGUGGAGGUUACACCUCCAACGCGGCCAAGGGAUUGCAGCAGAGGCUGGCUAUUGGUGGUGACCAGUUCAACGUCCACUCUCGAGUCCUGGGCAAUGUCCUCUAUCUCAUGUCUAGCUUGACUUCAAAGCCCGAGUCGCUGCGGGAGAUGGAGAGCAUGCUACGCGCGUCGCUAGUGUAG